AUGAGGCAAAUGGACCUUAAAAUUGAACUUCACGGUACGCCCCAAUCCAAUUCCAAUGCGAUUGAGGACGACUUGACAGCUAAACUGAAUGCAUUGCAGGUCGACAAUGCCACGAUUGAUGAAGUGUCUAGCCUUUGCAACAUGGUUUCUCAAUUCAAGAAUUCUACUUCAAGAACACGGCCCAAAAAGCUUAGAAAAAGAUUGUCGUCCUCAGGUCGUGAUGCUUUAAGACUACUUGAUCUGAACUUGGACUCGUAUGCCUCAAAUAUGGUUGAGAAGUUUGGAAAUCAACGCUCGGGUUGUCUGGACACAGAUUAUGAAUUAUUUCGAAGCGUAGAUUCGGCUUCUCAGCAAACGUUCAUGGUAUGGCUUCCGCUGCUCAGACUACUCGAGGAAGAUGAAAGCACUGCAUUACAGGCUAAUGGACUACCGAACAGUCUAAGUCGAAAGGUCAAUUUCAGAUUUCUAGAAUCUAUGCUUCGAUCUCAAGCAGAACUGCUGAAAACAAUACUAGAGCACUCUUGGAAACUUGCCAGAGAUGAAGACGUUUUCAUUGCAGAAGCAAGAAAACUGACUACAAGAAUUCAUGAGAUGCUUCAAAAUCUUGAAUGGAAAGCGUCGAAAUUUUCCGUCGAGUCUAUUUAUCUGGACAACACGACUCGUUUCGCAUCUACGCUAACUCUUGUCCCGGCUACGAGUUUCCUGACCCAAAUAAUGGAGGUCAUCAUUACAGAACAGAAAAUCACAUCAGGUCUUUCAUGGAACGCAAGGGAGACUGCACGUCUAAAAAUCCUGGAACACACUCUCUUUCGGCCUGGGCUACUGGGCGAACUUAUUCGUUCUCUGGUGGGGGAUUACUGCGGUAGUUGGGAUCUAAACCAAGCCGCGAUCAAAAACUUACAGGAUCUAGCACAGAUUGGUGGGAACGGUGACGUUUUCUUGAAUGAAAUCAUUGUGGGGAUUUACAACACAAUGGACCAAGCUAUAUUACAGCGGUGCGGACUACCAGCGCUCCGAAAAUUAAUCAAGUACGACGAGGAAAUUCUUCGUCUACUCCUUCAGGAUCUUGAUUUUAAAGUUGAAUUUGAAGCUUCCUGGGGAACACAUUGCGAAUCAAGAAUUUAUGCUACAAAAAUGGCGACGGGAAUAUCAAAAUGGCUGAACGAGGAAUUCAGGCGCUCAUUAAAUGGCAGUUUCAAUGGUAAACUGUGGACGCAAAAUAUAGCGCGAAUCACAGAGCUUUUUGGACUACAAGAAACAAUCAUAACCGCGUUUCUUAACCACUGCAUUAUUCGUAGGUCAAUUAAAGAAGGCGGCGCAUUUUUGAGAUAUUUGUUCGAUCCUGUGUCGCCUGUUCCAGAAAUCCAGGUACUGGACGGGCUUCUUUGCGAACAUUUUCCAGGGGAAUGUCAACUAAAAAGUGUAAGGGACUCACUUUUGACAUCGCUAUCGAUUCAGCAACACUUGGACAGCAGCUCAUGGCUGGGGUUAGUUUUUUUGUCCGAAAAGGAUAUUGAGCUUGUGUACAAACCUGACUCUGUGACGCCUGUUAGAUUGCCGAAAAGCUUGCAAUCGUCAUGGGACAACGUUUCGGGGAGGUACUUGAGUGAUCAAAACCCGGCUGCUUACAAAAAAAAAUUGACGUUGAUUCCAAUGCUCAAUACUGUUGAGCUACAGAUGCCUUUCAUAUGCAGUAAUUCGAAGCCCUUGGUCCUUCAAUUGAAUCUGUUACAGGCUUCAGUGCUGAUGCAAUUUGACCAGUGCAACAAUUUGAGUUUUCAGGACCUGCUAGACCGAACUGAAAUUGAUACUUUUCAUUUGCAGAUGUCAUUACAAUCCUUGGUGAACACAGGCCUUCUGCUUCAAAAAGAUAAUCACUACACCUUCAAUGAUGUUUUUGAACCCGCAAAACUUACCAAUGGCUCCAAUAUCGUCAGAGUCGAUUUUCGUGGAUAUCAAAGGAGCAGAAAAUAG
This is a messenger RNA of Lachancea sp. 'fantastica', 1974 nucleotides long. Lineage: Eukaryota; Fungi; Ascomycota; Saccharomycetes; Saccharomycetales; Saccharomycetaceae. The record is from the annotation of a GenBank genome assembly.